AACAGAGAUAUAUUAUACAUAUGUGUAGUGUAUGUACACUGUAUGCCAACAAAAAUGCAGUCCAACUUGUAGUGAGAGUUGAAUGGUAUAUACAGUACAGUACAGAACUAAUACAUGAUUUUGUUUACAAUACGUGACCGUCAAUGCAGUCAAUCGUUGUACAGAUUGUGCUCAGCUUUCACUAUACACACAGUUUAUAUACAAUAUAUUUAGGAGAGUAUUACUGUAUUACAGUAUUACUGUAGUGUGUAUUGAAUAUUGACUUUAGUAUAGACUGUAGAGUAGAGAGUCUAAUGUUAUCAAUGUUUACGUGUAGUGAAUAGCAAUAUGGCUGCCAAUGGUUAACAUUAAUGUUGUCUUUGUUUUGAUAAACCAAUUGAUUGUCAUCAUAUCAAAUGCAAUCAUAUUAAUAAUGAUUUAUCAUAAUCGGCAAACAUAAACAUUCAAGUAAUGGCCGUGAAAUGUACGGACAAAGUACUGGUCACGACUGUCGCUAUCGUAUACCUGACCGUUGUUUCACUGAUACCGUCAGCUGAGGCCUGUUGGGGAUCGACACACAUCGGAGUGACCACUCCUGACCAGCAGAUCCUAAAUGGCAGUCGACUAGCGAUAGACUGUUCCCUAAACAACAACACCAUUGAAUAUGAUCACCAAAUAUAUGAAGUGAACUCAUCUAUGAUUGCCUUUAAAUUUAAGAAUGAAUAUUAUAGUAGUGAUAGUAUACGACUUCUCAACACAACUGCAUCACGACUGGAGGUGCCCGCGGCCACAGUGGACGACAACGGCAUGUAUUACUGUAUGCUCAACAUCUCUGGCCCGACACCUCUCAUAUGUGUCAGUCAAGUGAUCGUCGGAUUCAAACCGCAACCGGUGUCUGACUUUAAGUGCAUUAGUUGGCAUUACCGCAAACUCCACUGUCAAUGGACUCCGCCCUACAAUCCUAUUCAUACCACUUAUUCUCUCGAAGAUAGGAUUCAUGCGAGCACUUCAUUAACUUCAUAUGAUCAUUUGACCCGUCCCUGUGGACAAAUACCGGAGGAGAACAGCUGCGAGUGGAGGACAGACACAAUGCCUCCGUAUAGGAGUUCAACACUUAAAUUUAAUUUACUUCUUAAGGGACAAAACCAAUUUGGCAAUUAUUCAAAGCUUUAUGUCAUUGAUCACUAUAGUAUUAUUAAGCCGAGUAAACCUCAAAAUUUUGUGGCAAUUGAAGUGACAAAUAAUCGCAUUUCCCUUACAUGGAAAGCACCCGAAUAUAUCAUAUAUGAUGAAGACCUGUUGGAGCACAUCCUCUAUGAGGUCCAAUACUAUUGGCAAACGCCUGAUAAUGAAUAUAAAAGUGAGACAAUUAUUUUGGACGGCAUUCGCCUUUCCAGUACUCAAUUGACUGGUUUAGUGCCGUAUAUAACAUAUAAUAUAAGCAUUCGUUGCAAAACACAAGAAUCAAUGAGUGAAGAAUAUUGGAGUGAAUUUUCAUCGAUUUUGGUGACAACAAAAUCUGACGUCCCAUAUUUGUCACCGGAAUUGAUCCGACAAUCCUUCCAAACCGACAAAAAUAUGGAAGGAAUGAGAAGUAUUACUUUAUUUUGGAAACAUAUUCCUGUCGCGUAUCACAAUGGAAAAGACUUUAAUUAUACCAUUGAACUCAGUGAACAUGAGAACCAUCACAAGUCUAAAGAUAAUAAUCUUAUAGAGAAAGGUUUCGAUGAUAUGAUCAUUAGUCACAACACUUCCUAUACUUUUAAUCACAUGAAGUCAGACGUCGCAUACACUUUCAAAAUAUAUGCCGUCAACUCUCAGGGAGUUUCUCGUAAUUACUCAAUGAUUAUUGUAGAUCGCAAUGAUAUGAUAGCACACAAACCAUUAAAUAUAGACGCCUAUUCAUUAGGUGAGGGUAGAUAUGAGAUUCAUUGGACAGAACCACGUUUUAACAGUUUGAGUGGUCCGGUAGUCAACUAUACAGUAUUUUGGUGUAAAACACUACGGCCGCGACCUUUUCCAUGUGAGGGUGAUAUCAAUUGGAAACAUACAAACAGUUUGUCAAUAGACAUAAAUGAAACGGACAUACACUCUAACUAUCAGUUUGCGGUCUCUGCCAACACAGCAACCACUACCUCAGGUAUGUCAUGGGCUGAAUGUAUAGUUCCCAUUGAUGGACGACUUGAUAAAUUGAGUGAAGUGCAUCUUAAACAAAUAAACUCUACGAGUAUUUCCGUAAAUUGGAAGUUGGCCUGUCCCGCACAGAAACGGGUAGUCGAGGAGUAUAAAAUCAAGUUAUGUAAAGUAGAUGAUCAGGAUAUGUGUAUCAAAUCUAAUUGGUUACCAACUGUUGUCGAUAACUCGGCUGAAAGUCAUGUGCUGACAGGUUUACAACCAUUCAGUAAAUACAAGAUAACAGUUGUCUCGAUUACAAGCGAAGGUCCGAGUGAAGAAAGUGAUCCCAAAUACGAAUAUACUGCUCACGACUCUCCAGAAGACGCUCCGUCCAAUUUGGAAGUCACAGAAAUAACCAGUCAAUCAAUAACAUUGAAGUGGGCGCCUCCCAAAUUGCCCAACGGAGAGAUUCAUUACUAUGAAAUUAAUUGUAAUAACUUUAAACAAAAACAAUUGCCGAGCUCUUGUGUUCGUAACAAUAGUCAAUUUAUUUGCUCUAAAACCUUAAAAAACCUCAAAAGUUACGACAAAUACACUAUACAAGUGCGGGCCUGUAAUAGUGAUUCGCUUUGUUCGCCAUCAACUGUCAAUUUGACGAUCCGAACACUGGUGUCGACACCAAAACAAAUGGAUCCGCCAAGAAGUGAGAUUUUCAACACGACAUCCGUUCGUAUUUCAUGGUCACCUCCUAAUGAACCUAACGGUCCAAUUGAUUAUUACAUAUUGCAAUUAAUACACAGUGAUAAUAAAACAUAUGAAACAAUAAUAUCAGGAAAACAAAGACAUCAUUAUAUGGUAAUAGACUGUGAAUCAUAUGGUGACGAGUCUGCAGAAUAUCGGUCACAAUUUGCAGUCAGAAUCAGAGCUGCAAAUCGUCGCCAAAACAAUAGUGAUCUAAUAAGUGAAACGAGCGAUAAAACUAAUUUAAAUGUGUGUUUAUAUACUGAAAAUCCUAACAUUGGUUACAUCAUUGGUAUGAUUGUCGGCGGAACUUUAGGACUGACAUUAUUAGUGAUUGUUUUGGUUGGUUUGGUUCGUUGGAUGAAAGAAAAGAUUAUGUUAUAUAAGAGAAUACAAAUUGUAUUACCGAAAGGUUUGGAUGUGCCUCCACUCAUGACCGACCACUCGGAUCGCAAUAGUUUUAAUCCAAUUGUUAGAAACGAUAGCAUACCCAACAUUGCCAGUGGUGUUGUAAUAGCAGAUGUUUCUGAUGAAGACUCGUUUAAGAAUAGACACGGAUCUGGUUUAUCGCACACAAGUAAUUCAUCGACAGAGGGCUUGAUUUAUAAGAAUACUCCCAACAAAGCAAAUGAUUUAUUCAUGCGAUUGACAAGUAGUGAUAGCGGACAACAUGAGAGUAUUGGUUCCCAUUAUAGUGGUGUUGAAACGCAUAUUUCAUCAGAUUCUGGAGUCGAGAUCGAUAAUCAUAUAUUAAAUGGCGAACAUUUGAUGUCUCAUACAUUACAUACAAACAAGUUUACAAAACCUCCACUUCCAAUAUUAGAUGAAAUAUCAUCGAGAAAUAGUGAUUCCAGUGGUAGUAAAGAUUCGGGACUUGAUGUUAAUGCCAGUGCUCUUAAAAAUAAACGAAGACGAAAACCAAAGACUGUGAAGGGAAGCGCCAAAAUUUCGGCGCUUAUUAUGCCAACAAAAACCGAUGUUAUGAAUCCAUUAUAUGACACACCAUUAGGUCACUCCGUCUGUAUUUAUUCACUUUUAGCCAAUAGUGAGCCAUCACUGUGCGAUCCAUCAUUACGAGAGGACCACAAUAUUUUGAGUGAUGUGACAAAGUAUAUAAAACCAGAAAUGGCUAAAAGCCUAACAAAUAUCAUUCAAAGUUGCAGUCCUUCGGAAUCAAAAGUAAAUUGUAUUCAUUGUGAAUCAAACAACAGUUCAAGUCGUACCGCAUCGCCUGCCUGUCCUUAUUAUAAAUAUGGUAUUAAACGUCAAAAUUAUUUACAUAACAAUUAUGUUGAUUUGACUAACUUUUCGACACCCGAUAAAUGUAAAAUAAACUCAAAUGUCAAAAAAGCAAACAACGGAUACGUGACAAUAGACAGUAUCCUCGAGAGCGCACAUACUGUGAAGCCUCCAAAAAAGCGGUUGGAACACGACUGGUCUCAAAACAGUUAUGACGCCGAAGUGUCGUCGACAUCAUCUAACGGCGACAACGAACAGACGGACCAAAUGACAAAUCAAAGAAGUUUUAGUAAAUUAAAUCAAAAUUGUGUUAAUAAUUGUGAAAAAAUUCAAAACAUUUGUGUAAAUAACAACAACACCACAGACAUCAUCACUCAUCAAAUGAAUGCCAAUUGUAUCAAUCCUUUAACUUUAUAUCCAUUAAACACCACAUUAGACACUAUUGAUUGUGAAACACCAUUACAUAAUAAUAGCUCACAUGAGUGGUCACCAAUGGACUCUGUAAGGCCACGAUCGGCGCCCACAAACAUAGGCGUUAAAAAUAGUGAUGUGUUUGUUAAAAACAGUAACGGAUAUGUUCUGCACAAUGCAGUCAAUGAGUUGACAACGGCUUCAAAACAGCCGAAAACCAAUUUUGUUAAGAAAUCAAAUGGUUAUGUAGUUAUUGAAUCAAAUGGCAUUGAAAUGAAUGAUUUAGUGCCAAAUAAUAAUCGUAUCACUCAAGUCUAACGAUUUAAAAUUUAUUAAUUAAUAGUUUAUUAAU
This is a messenger RNA of Oppia nitens, 4837 nucleotides long. RefSeq lists its product as uncharacterized. The record is from RefSeq and is a predicted model, not a curated record. The transcript is spliced from 5 exons. The coding region runs from base 451 to 4803 and encodes 1450 amino acids. NCBI's taxonomy places the organism in Eukaryota, Metazoa, Arthropoda, Arachnida, Sarcoptiformes, Oppiidae. Gene Ontology annotation, molecular function: protein binding.